Molecule: messenger RNA, 3624 nt
Organism: Syngnathoides biaculeatus (alligator pipefish)
Lineage: Eukaryota; Metazoa; Chordata; Actinopteri; Syngnathiformes; Syngnathidae
Gene: plk3
Product: polo-like kinase 3 (Drosophila)
Exons: 15
Coding region: 139-2133 (664 amino acids)
Biological process (GO): regulation of cytokinesis; DNA damage response; Golgi disassembly
Cellular component (GO): spindle pole; nucleus; cytoplasm
Molecular function (GO): ATP binding; protein serine/threonine kinase activity; protein binding
Source: RefSeq, a predicted model, not a curated record
ACAUGCCAGAUGGAUUCAUUGGAUUGAGACGACCGGCUUCUCCCCGAAACACACAAGCGUCUUCUCCAUCUAGGAGGACAACGAGAUUUUGUUUUUUUUUUUUCCGUGUGUGUGUUUGGCCCGAAGCCGCCGCCCUAAAUGGAUAUCAGUUGUUUCACGGCGGCGUCGUGCCACGCCGCGAAUGCGGAUUUCCCCAAGAAGCCCACCGCCGACGGAGCUCAGCAAGCCGGGGCUCCGGCGGCCAAAGCCGGCCGGGCCAAGUCGGAGUCUGGGAAAAGUGAGCUGUCCCAGGUGGUCACCGACGCGAGGACGGGACGCCUGUACACGAAAGGGAAGCUGUUGGGAAAGGGUGGUUUUGCGCGCUGCUACGAGAUGACGGACCUGUCGAGCAACAAGAUGUACGCGGUCAAGGUGAUUCCGCAGAGCCGGGUGUCCAAGCCGCACCAGCGGGAGAAGAUCACCAACGAGAUCGAGCUGCACAGAACCUUGUCGCACAAGCACGUAGUGAAGUUCUCUCAUCAUUUCGAGGACCACGACAACAUCUACAUAUUUCUGGAGCUAUGCAGUCGCAAGUCGCUGGCGCACAUUUGGAAGGCGAGACACACGCUGACAGAGCCUGAAGUGCGAUAUUACCUCAGACAGAUUAUAUCAGGCCUCAAGUACCUCCACAGCAGAGGCAUCCUGCACAGAGAUCUCAAACUAGGCAACUUCUUUGUGAAUGAAAACAUGGAGCUGCGACUGGGGGACUUUGGCCUCGCCGCCAAGCUCGAGACUGUCGAGCAGAGGAAAAAAACCAUCUGUGGAACCCCCAACUAUUUGGCCCCCGAAGUGCUCAACCGGCAAGGCCAUGGCCCAGAGUCAGACGUUUGGUCCCUCGGAUGUGUUAUGUACACGUUGAUGUGCGGCAACCCACCCUUUGAGACUCUUGACCUGAAAGAGACCUACAAAUGCAUCAAGGAAGUUCGGUACAACCUGCCCUCUGGGCUGUCGCCCACCGCGCAGAAACUCAUCUCCAGCAUCCUGCAGAAAAGCCCCAGCGACAGACUCACUCUGGAUCAAAUCCUCAACCAUGAGUUCUUCACCAAAGGUUUCACUCCCGACAAACUUCCCCCCAACAGCUGCGUGACGGUGCCUGAGCUCCACCCCCCCAGCCCGGCCAAGAAAUUCUUCACCAAAAUGGCCAAGAGCCUCUUCGGGAAGAAAAAAGCAAAAGUGGAGAAGUCGCCGUGUGAGGAGAAGGAGGACAAAGAUAUUUCCAAGCUGGUGUCCGGCAUCGUCAAGUGCUCCAUCAACCGCCAGAUCAGCUACAAAACUGUUGGCCCAAAUGAGGUCCCCUCACCCGGCGGUCUCCUGGUCAGCUCGGUCCCUCUGGAGCAGACCCCUGCUGAGGAAGAAUCUAGGAAGUCAAUCUCGCGCUCCUUCAAGGGCACCAUGGCCAGCAGCUCUGAACCUUGUGAGGAUGUUGUCACUCCCUCCACUGUGGCCGAUUCAGCCAUGAAGGUUCUGGAUGGCUGCUUGGCCACCAUGCCUCCAGCCACUAGAAACCCACCAUGCCUGUCCAGGACGCAGUCCUUCCUGUGGGUCACUAAAUGGGUGGACUAUUCCAACAAAUACGGUUUUGGCUACCAGCUGUCGGACCAAAGCAUCGGCGUGCUCUUCAACGAAGGAACGCAUCUCAGCCUCUGUGACCAACGCAAGACGGUCCACUACUGCAUGACCAACAAGAAGCACUUCAGCUUCCCUGCCAGCUCUCUACCAGAGCAGCUACGGAGCCAGAAACAAAUUGUGGAGCUCAUGGCUAACUACAUGGAACAGAAUCUAAUGGAGGGUGGCGAUAUUCACUGUCACGAGCAAGCUUCUGGUCCUCCUCCUCUGCUGCUGCAGUGGGUGAAGACGGACCACGCACUCGUCAUGCUCUUCAACAAUGGAACUUUGCAGGUGAAUUUCUACACGGACCACACCAAGAUCAUCCUGUCAAAGUCUUCGGACUCGUACCUGCUGACCUACAUCAGCUGCGAGCGCGUCUCCUACACGUACCUCCUCAGCAUGCUGAGCGAGAUUGGCUGCACGCCGGAGCUGCGACACCGCCUCCGUUACGUGCUCCAUCUCCUGCAGCACCAUGCCGAUGCCUAACGGGGGAACCAAAAAAGACAAAAACUGACUGGCUAACUGUGACAUAAGGCUCAAUGACUGGCGCCCAUUUGAUUUGUUGAGCAUUUUUGCAGUGCCAUAAUGGGCCUCUUGCGGCAGCUGACAGUAUUCGCGUUGAUUUGAUCAGAUGUGUUGGCCUCCAGCGUUCGUGCCUGUCCAAAGUUUGUUUGGCAAAAUCUAAUGAUUGGACACUCCAUGAUAGAUGCCUAAAAAAAGAGGAAAAACGAAAAAAAAAAAAACACACACAACCACUUUUUUUUUUUUUUUUUUUUUUUUUUUUUUCUUCUUGGUUGCAUGGUGCCAAUUGAGCCUGCUGCUUUCUGCCUCAUAGAUGACGUUCGUGCCAGGUGUGGUGUGUCAAUGGUAACUAAACACUUUAAAUUGCAACUUGUGUUGGUCGAAUACACGGUGGUGGACUCUCUACCUGCUUGGCUGCUUCCUGACCUGUGGACACUGGUGCACAAUUUUUUAUUUUUUUUUUCCUUUUUUUUUUUUUUUUUUUUCAGUUUGAACAAAAAAAAGACAAGAGCCAGCAGUAGAUCACAAUAUGAUCUUAAUUUACCUCACACGCACACUUGACAUUCCUGGCCAUAUUUGGUGGUGAGGUUCAGAGAGUCUUUGCUACUUCUGCCUCGUUGUCACCCAUUUUGUUCGUGGCGUUCACUGACAAGGUAAACUGAGUACUUUAACGGGCUUUGGGAGCAACAUGAUAAUGCACUUUUUUUUUUUUUUUUUUGAGGGGGGGUGUGGAAUUUAUAAUUUUUUUAUUUUUUAAACCAUCACUGAUUUUAUUUUAUUUUUUUUAACUCUAUACCAAAAGGCCUGUUUACGUUUGUCAGAUUUUUAGAAUUGAGUUUUAAAUUGACACGUCGGUGAAUGUGUUUUGUGUGCGCGCCCACGUGUUCUGGUAAAGCAGAGAAGCCGGUCCGGGAAACGAAAUGAGAGGAGAGGAGAUGAGGGAGGGGGGGGUGAUAAGUGCCUUUCAGAGGGAUCUGUGUAUAGUGCAAUAACCAAGCCUCUUUUGCGAAUGUCAAGCUGACGGCUUUGUCGCGUUUUGUGUGCUUUUUGCUCGUCAAAGUUCAAAAGCACGUCCGACGGCACUACACUGUCACUUCUCGAUGUAAGCUUUUAAAAUGAACCCGCUCUCAUCAAUGUAGAAUCCCCAGCGAGAAGAAAACAUUGUACUCGUCUCACUGUGACCCUCGUUUUUUGCGUCGCGUUUCUCGACCCAAGAGUUGUAUCCUCGAAGCUGUGACCUGGAAUGCAAAAUGUCAUGUUUUCAGAAACAUUGUGAAAGCAAGUCUGCAAAUUCAGAAGUUGUUUUUUUUUUGGCACAUAGUGUUUAUUUAUUUUUGGUUUUUUUUUUUUUUUAUUGUGUAAUAUUUAUAGUCUUGACACAAUUCUAAUCACACUUUUUGUAUGUAUUGUAUGGGGGGGGAACAUGGGACAGAAAUAAAGUUUAUUGAAAAAAUA